Molecule: messenger RNA, 339 nt
Organism: Melampsora larici-populina 98AG31
Lineage: Eukaryota; Fungi; Basidiomycota; Pucciniomycetes; Pucciniales; Melampsoraceae
Exons: 2
Coding region: 1-339 (112 amino acids)
Biological process (GO): intracellular iron ion homeostasis
Cellular component (GO): cytosol; nucleus
Molecular function (GO): 2 iron, 2 sulfur cluster binding
Source: RefSeq, a predicted model, not a curated record
AUGCCAGUCUCUCAAGAGUCAAUGAAAGAAAAGUUGGUACAAGCCUUCCCAGGUGCGAUCAAGACCGAAGUCUUUGAUAUUUCCGGAGGAUGUGGGCAGUCUUAUGAGGUCCGUACAAGAACCAAAGUUCGAGACAUAAGAGUGAUUGUAAGUUUAACGUUGCAGAAUGGUCCUUCACAGGUCUUGAUUGUAUCUGAUGAGUUCAGCGGUAAAAACUUGUUGACAAAACAUCGACUGGUAAACGAACGACUCAAGGAGGAAAUUGCCGAGCUUCACGCAUUCACUCAGAAAACCUACACUCCCGAGCAAUUUGCGAAGCUUAACAUCACUCAGCCCUAG